CCGUGCGGGCGGUGGAGCCUCCGGGGACGAGCGCGCCCGGUCUCGCCGCCCCUUCCUGCAGCUGCCCCUCGGGCCUCGCCGUCUCGGCCCCUCGGCCCGCUGGUAGCGCGUCUAUGAGAGCCCAGCCGGGCUAGAGCCUCGGGCCUGGCCUGCGCGGCGGCCCUCCAGGCCGGCCCCCGCCCUGACACACCCCCUGGGCCCCGCCGUGCAGGCCGGCGCCCUGCUCUGUCGUUCAGCAUCGCCGCGGUAGCUGCCGCCGUCCCGACGGUCCGGCCAACCCUGCCGUGCUUCCUUCCCGGCCAUGCAGCCCGGGCACGCCGGUACUGGCCAUGCAGCCUGGGCUCCUGUGCCACGCAGCAGGCUCUGCCCCGUUACCGCCCCUCCGCCAGCCCCUCAGCUUGUUCGCUGCUGCAGGGCCCCCUCUCUUAGUGCCCCCCGCCCCGUGCUUUUCCUUCCCCGUGUCCUCGGGUGACGCUGUCUCGGAGCGGGAUGAGGACAGUGCACACGGGGCGAGAGCCCUCGGGGGAGUGUCGCGGUGGCGGCUUGGAGAGUUGGCGGCUGAACAGAAAAAUGAUCCCCCAUUUCAACUGAAACUUCCUCCAAAGGCAGCUAGACCUGAAAAAGAAGUUGACCCAGAAUACGAAGAGAAGAUGAAAGCAGACCGAGCAAAAAGAUUUGAAUUCCUCCUGAAGCAGACAGAGCUUUUUGCACAUUUUAUUCAGCCUGCAGCACAAAAAUCACCAACAUCUCCACUGAAAGUUAAACUGGGUCGUCCACGGAUGAAGAAAGAUGAAAAACAGAGUCUGAUUUCAGCUGGAGAUUAUCGUCACAGGCGCACAGAGCAAGAAGAAGAUGAAGAGCUGUUGUCAGAGAGUCGGAAGACAUCUAAUGUGUGUAUUCGAUUUGAGGAGUCCCCUUCAUAUGUGAAAGGAGGAACACUAAGAGAUUAUCAGGUUAGAGGUUUGAACUGGAUGAUCUCAUUGUAUGAAAAUGGUGUUAAUGGCAUUCUGGCAGAUGAAAUGGGUCUCGGUAAGACUCUGCAAACCAUAGCAUUAUUAGGCUAUCUGAAGCAUUACCGAAACAUUCCUGGGCCACACAUGGUCCUGGUUCCAAAAUCAACUUUGCACAACUGGAUGAACGAAUUCAAGCGCUGGGUUCCAUCAUUACGUGCUGUUUGCCUUAUUGGAGAUAAAGAUGCCAGAGCUGCUUUUAUCCGUGAUGUUAUGAUGCCUGGUGAAUGGGAUGUUUGUGUUACCUCAUAUGAAAUGGUAAUUAAAGAGAAAUCAGUCUUCAAAAAAUUUAACUGGAGAUACCUGGUGAUUGAUGAAGCCCACAGAAUAAAGAAUGAGAAGUCAAAGUUGUCAGAGAUUGUACGUGAGUUCAAGACAACAAAUCGAUUGCUGCUUACAGGAACUCCUUUACAGAAUAACCUCCAUGAGCUGUGGGCAUUACUCAAUUUUCUCUUACCCGAUGUCUUCAAUUCUGCAGAUGAUUUUGAUUCAUGGUUCGACACUAAAAAUUGUCUUGGUGAUCAGAAACUUGUAGAAAGACUUCAUGCUGUUUUGAAGCCAUUUUUAUUACGUCGCAUAAAAGCUGAAGUAGAAAAGAGUUUGCCUCCAAAGAAGGAAGUAAAAAUUUAUCUUGGGCUCAGCAAAAUGCAGAGAGAAUGGUAUACAAGGAUCCUGAUGAAAGAUAUUGAUAUCCUGAAUUCAGCUGGGAAAAUGGAUAAGAUGCGGCUGCUGAACAUUCUGAUGCAGCUGCGGAAGUGCUGUAACCAUCCUUAUCUGUUUGAUGGUGCUGAGCCGGGCCCUCCUUACACCACUGACACGCAUCUCAUCACUAACAGUGGUAAAAUGUUAGUUCUGGAUAAACUGCUGGCAAAACUCAGAGAGCAAGGUUCCAGAGUUCUGCUUUUUAGUCAGAUGACUCGCUUACUGGAUAUUUUGGAAGACUAUUGCAUGUGGCGUGGAUAUGAGUACUGCCGACUUGAUGGGCAGACACCACAUGAAGAGAGAGAGGAAGCAAUAGACACAUUUAAUGCUCCCAACAGCAGUAAAUUCAUUUUCAUGCUGAGUACCAGAGCUGGAGGUCUUGGAAUUAAUUUGGCAACUGCCGAUGUGGUUAUUCUCUAUGAUUCAGAUUGGAACCCUCAAGUAGAUCUCCAAGCCAUGGAUCGUGCGCAUCGUAUUGGUCAAAAGAAACCAGUACGGGUGUUUCGACUUAUCACUGAUAAUACUGUUGAAGAGAGGAUUGUAGAAAGAGCUGAAAUAAAACUGAGACUGGACUCUAUAGUUAUACAACAAGGAAGGCUCAUAGACCAACAGUCUAACAAACUGGCAAAAGAUGAAAUGCUGCAGAUGAUCCGUCAUGGAGCCACACAUGUUUUUGCUUCCAAAGACAGUGAACUGACAGAAGAAGACAUAACCACUAUUUUAGAAAGAGGUGAAAAGAAGACAGCUGAAAUGAACGAACGAUUGCAGAAAAUGGGGGAGAGCUCCUUAAGAAAUUUCACUAUGGACACAGAGAUGAGCUUAUACAACUUUGAAGGUGAAGACUAUAGAGAAAAACAAAAGCUGAGCAUGAUGGAAUGGAUAGAGCCUCCGAAACGAGAACGUAAAGCUAAUUACGCCGUUGAUGCUUAUUUCAGAGAAGCUCUACGUGUCAGCGAACCAAAAGUCCCAAAGGCUCCACGACCUCCAAAACAACCAAAUAUUCAGGAUUUCCAAUUUUUCCCACCACGGUUAUUUGAACUUCUGGAAAAAGAAAUUCUCUAUUAUCGUAAGACUAUAGGAUAUAAGGUCCCCAGGAAUCCUGACCUCCCAAAUGCAGCUCAGGUACAAAAAGAGGAGCAAAAGAAAAUAGAUGAGUCUAUGCCUCUGAAUACUGAGGAAACUGAAGAGAAGGAAAAGCUUCUAACACAGGGUUUUACAAACUGGAAUAAAAGAGAUUUUAACCAGUUUAUUAAAGCUAAUGAGAAAUACGGUCGUGAUGAUAUAGACAAUAUUGCCCGUGAGGUGGAGGGAAAGUCACCUGAGGAGGUCAUUGAGUAUUCAGCUGUUUUCUGGGAACGUUGUAAUGAACUGCAGGACAUUGAGAGGAUUAUGGCUCAAAUUGAACGAGGAGAGGCAAGAAUUCAGCGGAGGAUCAGUAUCAAGAAAGCCCUCGAUGCCAAAAUUGCAAGGUAUAAAGCACCUUUUCAUCAGCUGCGUAUUCAAUAUGGAACAAACAAAGGCAAAAACUACACAGAAGAGGAAGACAGAUUUUUGAUAUGCAUGCUACACAAGAUGGGCUUUGACAAAGAGAAUGUGUAUGAGGAGCUGAGGCAGUGUGUGCGUAAUGCUCCUCAGUUCAGAUUUGACUGGUUUAUCAAAUCUAGAACUGCAAUGGAGUUUCAGAGACGCUGCAAUACUCUGAUAUCAUUAAUAGAAAAAGAAAAUAUGGAAAUUGAGGAGAAAGAAAGAGCUGAAAAGAAGAAAAGAGGAGCAAAAGUUACAGCAUCACAGAAGAGAAAAGCAGAUUUGGCGACUGAGAACUCUGGAAAAAAGGAUGCUAAGAAAGUGAAGUCGUAAACCUGAAAACUGAAUGCUGAAUAGAAAACUGCCAUUUGUUCCCUCCAUCUACAAGUAUUAAUUGCCAACUUCUUUGUAUUCAUGGUACUCUCCCCCAAAUCCCAUCAUUUAUUUUUGCAAAUUUUGUAUACUUUACAAUGUCUUUCUUUACCUAAAAUGUGUAGCUUUCUAUCUUAUGCAUUCCAGUAUUUUUGUGUACUGUAUUUUGUGAGUUUCUUGUCUUCUGCAAAAUUCACUCAGUCCUUGUUUUUUUGAAGCUUGUGCUGAGGUUUUAGCUUUUAUAUGUUUUAUAUGCUGCUGCUUUGAAAGAAAACCUAGAUUCUAUAGCUGUAUUAUUGUUGUUUCAUAUUUUAAAUUUAUAUGGCUGUUGGAAAAUAAAGUGACUUAAUUAUUUGAAGAGAAAUAUACUUCACCUUUGUUUUCCCUACCCUCUCUCCCUUUUUUUGCGUAGCUGCAUUUAGAUGAAUGUUGUAUAAUUGUGCCUUCAUCAUUGAUCAGAUUUUUUUCAGAGGAGUACUUAGAAUCAGGAGCAUGACAGAACAAAAAAAAUCUAAUUAGACUGACAUCCUUGUUUUCUGACACCAUUGAAAGGACAUUUUUUCUCCAAAAUCUUCAGAAGGAAAGCCAGUAAAUAAUAACAUCUCUUUUUUUUUUUCUUCUCUAUGACUGGUUUCUGCUGGGCUUCAUACAUGCCUAAAUGCAGGGUGAGGUGUUUUUCAGAAUGACCUCUAGAUGAAAGCCCUUCUAUGCUUGAUAAGCUGAAGUAGUCAACAGCUUAUGUUUUUAAGUAACAUACAAAAGCAUUUAUCUUCCGGUUGGUAUGCUGCUCAGAAAUGCUGCCUUGUGCUCAAAGAUCUUUGCUCUAAUUAUCUCUGCUAAUUUUCUGCUCUUGCCUUUGAUGCAACACGUCAGUCAGAAGCAAAGGGGAUAUGUUAUGGAGUGCUCCUUUUUAGUAUUUCUGUUUUAAUGAAGGGAUGAAAGUGUUGGAUGUAUGAUUUUUUGACUUUGCAAGAAUGGCCUUUAUUAACCAGGUUCAUACUUCUGCUCACCUUGGAGUCUCUGCCUUUCCUGGAUCAGUGACUGUGACAUCUGAUGAGACUUUAAUCUUCUGUCUCUGGUGUUUAGUAUGGACCUUGCUACAGUGAGACAUGCCCUCAUAAUGUCAAGUCUAGAUUAAUGCAGUGUGCUUUACAUGGUACUUCCCUUGAAGACUACUUGUAAAUUUCUUCUAGUGCAGUUUGCUUCCUUCUGUGGUUUGAGAUGUUUUAAGAUGAAAAAAACCUCUCUUUAAGCUCUUUGUAUUUUGUGCUUUGCAUUGGCUACCUUCUUCUGUAUUUGUAAAAUUUGGGACUUUUUAUGAAGUUCUUGAAUCUUAGGACAGAGUUCUGCCUAUAUUCUUUUACAUCAUUGAAAAUAUAUUGAAAUGUCUGAAGUUUCUGGGAUUAAUCUCUGUAAACUUGAUGAGUGAUUUCCAGCCUUUCUUGAUAGUCUGUGUUUAGGGUUUGGUGCAAAAUUGAUGUGGUGACUUGGUUGAGCACUUUGAAAGAUUAGCAGUUUGAUUUAAUAUUUUGGAAUGGAGCUUUUGUUUGGGCACCAAGUUGCUAAUUAUUUCUCUGGUCUUUUGUUUGUAAGACUUGUAAAAAGAGGUAUUCAUCUGUUGAGAUUCAUCUGAGUUGAGAGCUGAAUCUGAUAAUGAUGGGACACAACUUUCUGUCGCUUUUAAAUGAGUAUGCAACUUGGAUGAGAUAGGUCUGCUCAGAAAAGGAGUAUGUCUUUCCAAAUAACAUUUGUUAUUGAACUAGUUGACAUCUGCUUUAUCCUUGAGAGAAGGACAUCCUGUGUAAUUAUGGGCUAGAAGAAGACUGUGCAUCUACAUACAUAUAUAAUCACAAGUCCCUGGAGUAUUGCUAUUAAUAGAGGAAGAUGCCUUAUUUACAUUUGCUUUUCAGCUCCUGUGUCAUUCAGUAAGUUUCUGGCCUGAAAUUACAAAAACAAGUAAAAAAGAGGAGGGAAAUAAAGACUGAAAGAGCCAAGUAAAUUUUUACUGAAUUACAUUGGCUAGGUCUAGACCUUAUUCCAUUGCUUGUGUUUAGCAUUGAGUGAAUAUUUAAAUGUUUUAAGUCUUGAAAUAAGUGUAUUCUGGGUUUGUUUAUUGUAGAUUAGCUUUGUUUGACUUGCAUGUUUUUGUGUAUCCAGUUUCUCUGUGUUGCAAAGUAAAUUGAAAGUCUUAAAAUGGUAAUAUCUCAACUUAUUCUUUUAUGCAGAUUUCUUGGUUUGAGUUACCACUUGAGUUAAUGCUCACUUUUCUCCUUCAAUGACAUGAUAUACUAGCUAUAUAGCAAAAGAUCAUGCAAUUGUUCUUCCAAAUAUUAUCCUCUUGAUCAUGAAGCUUCUCUGAAGAAUGAUAGAUGGCUCCCAGGAACUAUCUGUUCUCUCUUAGAGUCUGUAGUUCCUAGUUAAACUGAAUGUACUGUUGAACAACAGUCCUUGAGAGCACUUGUACGCCAUAUACUAGGCCCUCAGAAUAUUGAGUCUUCCCAUCCAUCACAUCCUCACAGUGAUAACUGAAGAAAAUUGUUAACAGCUGCUGGGAAGGAUUAAAAUGGAUCUUUCUUUACCUUUUUCCUUCUUCUGGUUGCAGAUAUACACAGAGUACAUGCCUAGCAAGAUAUAAAUGAUAUGCUGCUAUGACUCAAAAUUAGAUGGACUGAAAUAAAGGAAUCUUCCUACUUUUAACUGCUAUUUUCUUAGGUGAGGAAUACUGUUUGUAAGAAAUUCGUAAGCACUGAAUGUCAUAUAAUACAAAGCUUCUGAGAAGUCUAGGCCUUUAGGCAAUUUGAUAGUUGCCAAAAAAAACAUGUGAGAGAAUUUUGAAAAUAAUGUAUUGUUUCUGUUUGAGUAGACAAGUAAAACUUGAUUGUGUUGACAUUAGGCUAGAAGAAAGAAAAAGUAAUCAUCUAGCACCUUUCACAUCUCAUGCAGUGCCCGUAACAUCCUGGGAGAGGUCACAACUGUUGUGUUCUUUUUCUUUUCACGUAUUCACUGCUUUGAAAUUAUACAUCUGGUUAUUUUUGAGUUAUGUUAGUGAUGACAAUGGAGAAGUCACACAGCUGACAAUCUUCAUUAUAUUUCAUUUCAAUGUAUUGUAAUAAUAUGGAGAAGGAAUGAAGCUUUCUCCCUGCUGGUAAUAUUAAACCAUCUUUAGAUACUGUUUGGACAAGUAGCAUCACUAUCCUAAAAUAUAAUGUAAGAUUUUGUUUGUUAUAGAUUAUCAUUGCUUGUUUGAUUUGGUGCUACUGCUGGUUGUUGUUCAAAAAAAAUAAUCCAGUUUUCACUUUUUGAUAUCAUAAGCAAGGGGUAUAGUAUAUGGAAAUUAACCAGAACCUGUCUACAUGCCCAAUGACAGUAACUUCUGUUAUGCAGUUCCUGCUGUGCACUGCUGUGCUACAGGCACAUUCCGUGCCUGCCUCUUCUGGGUUCUGUGGAGGGAUGACAUACUUUAAGUGAUGACAAAUUAAUGCCAAAGCUAAAAAACGUGUGGGCCUUACAGGUUGAAAAAGCAGCAGUUUAUGUGAAUGUAAAAUGACAUGAUUGGUGCAGAUAUUGGUGCUUGUGACGUUUGAAGGGUUUGAUCACUGAUUGUAGUUCUGAUCUGGUUAAGACAGUGUUACAGUUGUUACAGUUCAUUUAAACUUACCUAGUCCUUGUAGCUUCAAGCAUGUAUGUAAAUGCUUUGGUGGGUCACAGUUACAAUGUUUGAUAUGUUCUUUUUCUGAAAGAGUUAAAGUUGAACUUGGUUUUCAUAUUUUGAAAUGUACUCUUUAAUUAUAUUUGCAUGAUAUCCAUCCUUUCAUAAGAGCCUUAAUAGGAAUAAAGUUUGCUGCCUCAAAGGUAUGUCUGCAUUGUGCUGUUUAAAGAUAACUGCUGAGCUUUUAAAAUUUGAGAUUCAUUUCUUAAGUUGUACCUAUAUGAAAAUAAAAAUUAAUACAAACCUGCAGUCUUCUGGUAAUUCUACUCCGGUAAACUUGGGCCCCUGCACUUGGAUACUGUUCAAAAUAGGUUGAUUUCUUUUCAUUGCUCUUGUACCUCUCAGAAUUCAGCCUACAGCAGCUCAAUAUAAGAGGUGUGUGUGUGGCUCUUCCACAUCUGCUUUAAAACUUUCUAAUUUCCUGUAAUCUAAAAUAAAGUACUAGUAGUGCUUGUAUUUCCAUGCCAGCCUUGCUUGUGUUGUCUCUUAAUAUGAUGUGACACUUUGUAUGUUGAUCUUGUAUUAAAGUAUAUUACUGUUGUUCUGUUA
Messenger RNA from Colius striatus (speckled mousebird), 7866 nucleotides. RefSeq names its product SWI/SNF related, matrix associated, actin dependent regulator of chromatin, subfamily a, member 1 (gene SMARCA1). Gene Ontology annotation, biological process: regulation of transcription by RNA polymerase II; nucleosome organization. The transcript has 24 exons. Gene Ontology annotation, molecular function: nucleosome binding; ATP hydrolysis activity; ATP-dependent chromatin remodeler activity. Bases 330 to 3569 code for a protein of 1079 amino acids. Gene Ontology annotation, cellular component: nucleus; chromatin. The record is from RefSeq and is a predicted model, not a curated record. NCBI's taxonomy places the organism in Eukaryota, Metazoa, Chordata, Aves, Coliiformes, Coliidae.